Girardinichthys multiradiatus is the source of this 5726-nucleotide messenger RNA. Its product is annotated as CREB-regulated transcription coactivator 1-like. Gene Ontology annotation, molecular function: cAMP response element binding protein binding. The record is from RefSeq and is a predicted model, not a curated record. The transcript has 13 exons. Gene Ontology annotation, biological process: protein homotetramerization; positive regulation of transcription by RNA polymerase II. The coding region runs from base 51 to 1787 and encodes 578 amino acids. Gene Ontology annotation, cellular component: cytoplasm; nucleus. NCBI's taxonomy places the organism in Eukaryota, Metazoa, Chordata, Actinopteri, Cyprinodontiformes, Goodeidae.
CCCUUGCGUCGUGCGUAGCGUAACAUUCCAUUGAGAAGAAGAGGGGAAAGAUGGCGUCCUCUAACAAUCCGCGCAAAUUUAGCGAAAAAAUUGCUUUGCAUAAUCAGAAGCAGGCGGAGGAGACCGCCGCGUUUGAAGAAGUGAUGAAGGACCUGAACAUCACCAGAGCCGCUCGGUUGCAGUUACAGAAGACCCAGUAUUUGCAACUAGGGCAGAAUCGUGGACAGUACUAUGGAGGCUCACUACCCAAUGUCAAUCAGAUUGGGAAUGGCAACAUUGACCUGCCUUUUCAGAACUCUGUGCUGGACACCAGUCGGACAAGCAGGCACCAUGGACUUGUGGACCGCGUUUACCGCGAUCGAAACCGCAUCACAUCACCUCAUCGUCGCCCACUGUCGGUUGACAAACACGGUCGCCAAAUUGACAGCUGCCCUUACAGCUCGGUUUACCUCUCCCCACCGCCGGACACCAGCUGGAGAAGGACAAAUUCAGAUUCUGCCUUACACCAGAGCGCCAUGAAUCCGAAGCCCCAGGAGGUGUUUUCAGGGGGAUCGCAGGAGCUCCAGCCUAAACGAGUGCUGCUGCUUACGGUGCCUGGGACAGAAAAUUCAGAGUCAAAUGCAGACAACGAUGCACAGAAACAGCUGUGGAAUGACAAGAAGGAUGAUGCAUCCCAGCCUAAUACAUGUGAUGUCCCAGGAAUCAAUAUAUUCCCAUCACCAGACCAGGAGUUAAGCCCUUCUGUGGUCCCAGCUGCACACAACACUGGGGGUUCCCUGCCGGAUCUCACUAACAUCCAGUUCCCUCCUCCGCUCUCCACCCCUCUUGACCCUGAGGACACCAUGUCCUUCCCCUCGGUCAGCUCAGGCAACAGCACGGGCAGCCUGACCACCAACCUCACCCAUCUGGGCAUCAGUGCUGCAAGUCAUGGCAUCACCACACCCUCUCAGCCUUCCAUGACGGUGACGGCCCAGCGCAGGCAGCUACCUGUGGUGCCACUCACUCUCACCUCUGACCUCCACCUCCAACAGUCUCCACAGCAGCUCUCACCCACGGUCUCUUCACCUGUUAAUAUUGCACAGGCUUUGCAAACGGAGACAUUAACUCUGGAACAACAGCUUUCCCAAUACCCCCUGUUCAACCAGCUGACACCUGAGGCCCAGGUUCAGCUACUCAGUGACCUCCAGAAACAGACGGUCCUUCCACAGGGCAUCCAGCUCAUCGCUUUGCCAACUCCAGCCUCGUCUGGGACAGCCACUGCAAACAGCCCCUCCCCAGACAGCCAGACCACCGCCAGCAUGAGCAUCGGCUCGCACAUUCCUGUGGUGGGCAGUAUAUUUGGCGACUCCUUCUAUGAUCAGCAGCUGGCAUUGAGGCAGACCAAUGCACUCUCUCACCAGCUCGAGCAGUUCAACAUGAUUGAAAGUCCCAUCAGCUCAUCCAGCCUUUUCAGCCAAUGCUCCACCCUCAACUACACACAAGCAGCCAUGAUGGGCCUCACUGGGAGCAGCCUACAGGACUCCCAGCAGCUCAACUAUAGUAGCCAUGGCAACAUCCCCAACAUCAUCCUAACAGUCACAGGCGAGUCUCCCCCCAGCCUCUCUAAAGAGCUGACCAACUCUCUGGCGGGCGUUGGUGACGUCAGCUUCGAUGCCGACUCCCAAUUCCCCCUGGACGAGCUAAAGAUCGACCCUCUCACCCUGGAUGGACUGCACAUGCUCAACGAUCCCGACAUGGUGCUCGCCGAUCCCGCCACUGAGGACACGUUCAGGAUGGACAGGCUGUAGCGUGACCGUUACUUUUGAGCAAAGAGGGGAAAACAAAAACACUAAUGUGAGUGAAGAGAAACAAAGGGCAGGAUGAGCCCUCUCCCUCAUUGCAUGGCCGUCCGGCUGUAUGACUCUUUGAAAGAUGCGCCAUCCAAAAAAAAAAAAAUUAAACAACAGGGAAAAAGUCGUCCAUUGGCUUGCAACUGGAAUGGCCUCGCUGUUGUUUUGAAUAAGAUUGGUUGCUCGGCGCUUUUGCUAGCCUACUCUUGUUUACAGCGCUUUAUUACAUGCCACAUAUAUUUAAAAAUGCACAUUACAGCAGUUUUUUUUUUUUCAUAUCCACUUUUGUUUUGCUCAUAGCAGGAAGCUGCUAAGUUACUGGGUAAAAUAAUUGGUUUGGCUAUGUCUAAAAGGAGGGAAAGAACCAACAUAGCCGGUUUACUCACUACCCCUCAAUGAAACGAGUUAUCCUACCAUAGCAUGAUGACUUUCUUUUUGACACUUAAAGCUUUAUUUUUGACAACCAAAUGCUAUUUUCAUCUUUUAUGAAAUGAUUUUAUGUGUAUUUAUGUUUUAUUUAUUUAUUUAUUUGGUCAAAGGUUUGCUAUUUCAUAACUUAAAUUUGAUGCCAAAAUGUAUGUAGGCAGAGUGUAAAAUUCCACUAAUGUAAUUAAUUACAAACAUAUUUGUGAUUUUUCUUUUUUUUUAAGCUUCUACUUGGUUAACAAAGGAGUGCAAAACCUCCCCAUAGUUGCUCUUUUGGUUUUAGGUGUACCACUAUCUAACACUGAUGUGCUGUAGUCCAACAAGCAAAUCCAGAAAUACGUUUUUAGCAUCACUUCAGGUCGACUUUACUAGGAUUACCACCAAAGGCACAAGUGCAACGAAAUUCAUUCUCAACAAGUAAAAAGCCAACGUAUACACUGUAUUGCCAAAAGUAUUUUUGUAGCCAUCUAAAUCAUCGCAUUCAGUUGUUCUAAUCACUUCCGUGGCCACAGAUAUAUAAAAUCCAGGGCCUAGGCAUGCAGGCUGCUUCUGCAGACCUCUGUGAAAGAAUGGGUUGCUCUCAAGAGCUCAGUGAAUACCGGAGUGGUACUGUGAUAGGAUAUCACCUGCACAGUAAGUCUAGCUGUGGCAUUUCCUCACCACUAAAUAUUCCACAGUCAACUGUUCGUGGAAGCAACUCAGACAGACGUGGUGGGCCACAAACGUUCGGCAUGGUAAAGGCUAUAGAUCCCCAAACUUCAUGUUGCCUUCAGAUUAACUCCAUAAUGGUGCGUAGAGAGCUUCAUGGAAUGGGUUUCCAUGGCUGAGCAGCUGCAUCCAAGCCUUAUGUCACCAAGUGUAAUGCGUAGUGUCAGAAGCAGCGGUGUAAAGCAUGCCUCCACUGGGGACAGCACAAAGCAAGGUCCAUAAAGACGUGGAUUAGCAGUUUUGGUGUGGAAGAACAUGGCUGGCCGACACAGGGUUCUGACCUCAACCUUUAUGAUGAAUUGGAGUGGAGGCUGUGGAUCAGACCUUUUCAUCCAACAACGGUAUCUUCAUAAAGGGACUUCUGGAGGAAUGUUCAAAGAACCUCGUGGAAAGCCUUCGCAGAAGAGUUCAAGCUGUUCUAGGCAGGCUGACAUAUUGACCCAUAUUGGCCAUGUGAAUUAACGAUGGGAUGUCACUCAGGUUUAUGUGUGCAUCUCUGGGGCAGAUGAGGAAUACUUCUGGCAAUAUAGUGUAUAUUUGCAUAUAUUUAAGCUGAAGGGUUCACUUGUAAAAGAACACAUUUGCUUUCUAACCAGAGAAAAUUAAAAUCUCAAUAUUUUUCCGUCACUGUGAAAUCACCUGAUUUUGCCUUACAGUAACAUUCUACUGUUCUACUUCAGUGUUUUAUGUGACAGCAUAUUUUCCUAACUUAAUAUGACCUUUUCUUGUAUUUGAGACAAACUUUGGUCAGUGGUCCUUGUGGUUAUGUAAAGUUUAACAAAUCGAUGUACUGUAUUUUUUUGUAGCUGUACACUUUAUAACCAAAUUGUCUUUUGUCUGUUUUUUUUAUUAGCGGGGCUAAAACAAAACAGGAAAAAACCGAUGUCAAAGAAGUGAUUCAAUGAGUGCAAUUAUGGGGAGGCUUUUUGCUCCUUUACAGGGGGUCUCUUACAAAAACGCAGCUGAAGAUAGAUUCAAAGAGAUGAUUCACAAGUCAAGUGAAGUGUUGUUUCAAGAUGCAACCUUAGAUUUUAUGAACAUUUAUUGUCGAAUGUUUAUAUCCUCUGUUUAGACGAGGUGCAUAAAAGCUAGCUAAAGAUCUCUUUAAGAAAGUGUAAUUCUGUAAAAUGUGCAAUGUUUCAAAAACACUCAUCUGCCUUGUUUAUUCAGCUUCAAAAACAACCAUUUCACGAAUCCUUCAAGCCAAAACUGUUCACAUUGUCGUCCACAAUGAGUUCAGAUCUUUGUUGCCAAAAUGUUUCCAGUUGCACUGCUGACGCUCACAAUGGUACCUUCACAUUCAGUGCCAGUGGGUCCGCCUCAGCCUUUUUGUCAGAGGUUCCCUGAAAGGCUUCUGUAGAUUUUGGGGAUCAUGCUCCGCUGCAAAUGUAUUCAGAUUUUUACUGACUGUCUAAACACCCGAGAUGGGAAUUACAGUUGGACAGGUGGUGUGGUUUUAAGCGUUCGUUGAGUCUUGUAAAAAGCUCCAUCAGUGGUUUUGUUUGCCUUGAACGCACCCUGACUCCUAUGCAAAUGAGAUGACGUUUAAUAAAAACAAACUAUGGAACUUAAAGGAAAAAUCCAACUUUUUCCACAUGCUCAGCUGGAUUUAUUCUUCUGAGAGUUAAUCAUGGAGGUGUUUUUGCUGAUUAUACAUGCAUGGACCUCCUUUGAAAGACAUGUCAUUACUGGCUGCUUUUUUUUUUUAUAGAGGCUUUCACCGAAAACUUUAUUUGGUCCAAUUUUAGCUAAAAAUCGAAUGGUUGUACUUUAUAAAAUAUGGCGAAAAAACAUUCAUUUAGAUGCCGGAGCACAGGACAGGAGUGUUUUGGUGGCGGUAUGACAAUCAAGAACUAAAAUUGUAUUUUGAAUUGUUGGCUAAAGUAAAAGAUUUCUAUGCUGAAGCAUAAAUCCAGCUUUAAAUGGAUGCUUGAUGUUGCCUUCUUUAUUUUCUAAAUGCUUAUUGCAUUGCUGCAAAUUCCUUUUUUUUUUUGUGGACAAUAGGGCUGCUCAAAUGAUUAUAUCAAUAUGAGUCUGAAAACACUGCAUUUGUUGCAAAAGAUUUAGCUUCAGUUUCCCUUUUAUUCUUUUUCUGAAUUUUAUGUUUUCCAUCAUAGUCUAUCCUUUUUCACCUAAAACGGUUGAUAGAAAAGUAUCCCAUAUUUCAGAAAUGUCUUAAAUCUUAGCGAGGAGAACAGCUAAUCGUGACCAACCACCGAUGCACAGGCAGCUGCAGCGACCGAUAUGGUCUCUGUCAUGUUCUCUGAUUGGGAACAUCGGUGUAGUUUUACAGUGGAUUGCUUCAUCUGCGUCUUCUGCUGUCAGAGAAAGCGGAACGUAAUAAGAAUAAUCUUUUGUGUCGAUGUCAUGUUUUUUGUCAUCUUUCGAAGCCCAAAUUGAAAUGCUAAUUUGGUUAAUUGCACAUCCCCAGGGGAUAGACCGCUUCUCUCUGUUCAGGAAGCUGAUAUCCAAAUUUAGCCACCAGUGGUUGUUUAAGAUUGGUGACUGACUCUAUAAAUGAUGUUGGAUUUUUUCUUUAAGCCCAAACAAUGUGUGCAGAUGUCUUGUUUCCAAAGGUUUCCGAACAUAAGACUUUGCUGUUGUGAUGCAAGUGAUUGGAGCCGCCCCUCCCCCAUCCCUCAUCCUGCUGAAGUCAUUCAAAUGGACUCUGUACAUAAAGCUGCAUGACUAAACCGACGGUCCAGACCUCUAAACGAAGGCCUUCUAUAGCUCUGCAGGUUUGAUUUGUGUAACAUAACGCUA